AUGGGUUCUCUUAAACAUUUAGGGUGCAGACUAAACACGCCACGGAGGACGCGAGGAGUGAGCUUGGCACAGGGGCAACCACACCCGGAGCUGGUCUCGGAUUACGAUGCUGAUUCCUCAUCCACCAACACGAGCUUCUUCACUUUCACUGGCUUUCGCAGCGAACCCAACCCUCCAGCAGGAGCUUUCAUGGUGCAGAAGGCAUCGCUCGCGGAAUUUGUAGCUCUGGGUGGUCUUGGCGUCUCCAUGGCCAGGCUCAUCUUUCAGUCAAGCUCAGUCAAUCCCCCCCACAUCCAUCCCCGGGCCUCGGAGCUCCUCUUGGUUUUAGAGGGCUCUCUCACUGUUGGCCUGGUGGACACCACCAACAAGCUCUUCGUCCAGAAGCUCGAGACAGGCGAUGCAUUCGUGUUUCCGAAGGGUCUCGUCCACUUCCAAUUCAACGAUGGACAGUAUGCAACGAAGGCCAUCUCGGCGUUUGGGAGCUCCAAUGCUGGCACUGUUUCCAUCCCUGCCACCAUCUUUGCAUCAGGCAUCGACGAUCAAGUUUUAAGCAAGGCCUUCAAGGUGAACACAGAGACCAUCAAGACACUCAAGAAUGCCCUCACAGGAAAGAGAACUGCAAAGAAAAGUGUGAGGAAAACUGGGAAGAAGUACUGA
Molecule: messenger RNA, 657 nt
Organism: Selaginella moellendorffii
Lineage: Eukaryota; Viridiplantae; Streptophyta; Lycopodiopsida; Selaginellales; Selaginellaceae
Product: germin-like protein 9-3
Exons: 2
Coding region: 1-657 (218 amino acids)
Cellular component (GO): cell wall
Molecular function (GO): manganese ion binding
Source: RefSeq, a predicted model, not a curated record